Molecule: messenger RNA, 1077 nt
Organism: Saccoglossus kowalevskii
Lineage: Eukaryota; Metazoa; Hemichordata; Enteropneusta; Harrimaniidae
Source: RefSeq, a predicted model, not a curated record
AUGGCGAACAUAAACAGAGUAACUUCGCCGAUGAACCUUUAUGAAGAGGAUUUAUUAAAAACCAGAGAAGAAUUAGACUUGAUCAAGAGCGAUUUAUUGCGAAAACAGAAUGAAAGUCCCGCAUUUCUGAUUGGCUCGAUUGAUAGAGUCAAUGAGAAAAUAGCUCACUUAGAUCAGCAGUUGCAAAGCUACACAGAACUUGUCAUAGAAAGUAGAGCUUCCAAUUUUGAUGAUGAUUAUGGAACAGCGAUGGAUGUGCAGCCACCGUACAGAGAAAAGGGUUAUCAAAAAGAAAAAGAAAUCAGAGAAUUGAAUCAGUUCGCUGGACUCUACUCUAUUAAAGCUACUUUGUUGCCUCAGGUCAAUACUAAAGUCAAGCAGCUUACGAAGAUUCCUUUGCCUGCCAGCAGAAAGACUCAGCAGUCAAAGGAGAUGAGUGCCAUUAAACCAAAGUUAGUAGAGCUUUACCAGUAUCCAGGAUUUGAACCAACUGACUUAACACCUCUACCGGACGUGGACGCAUUGACCAUACUGAAAAAAAUAGCCUCAGCCAAAAAAGAUUUAGACAGAAAGCCAUUUUAUAAAGCUGAAUUCAAAAGACUAUUUUAUUCUAGGAUGUCAGAAGCGAUCCUUGUGGACACAUAUUGGUGGAUAUUCUUACAGCACUAUCAUCCUAGUAAGAAAUCACAGUCCAAAUUAUUCAACCGCAUAGCUCACAACUACGUCAAAUUAUUACUAUAUGCCAAAGAACCACAAUACCGAGACGUCUUCUUCAAGAAUUAUCCAGAUUUGCUAUCACAAGCUAUUUACAGUAGCUUUUGCGAAGCCUUCCCAACAUCAUGGCGUCAGUUUGAUGAUAAUUUUCGGUCUGAUAUUUGCACCGUGACCUCGCAGUGGAUUGACGGUACUAAUCCUGUACCACGCUCCUGGAUGGCGUGGAAUUACAAAGCAAUUGAGCCUCAGGGGAUGAGAAAAGCCGAAGUUAUAACUAACAAAUCCAAGAAAGUGAAAGAUGCUGAUGAGAUGACAACCGGAGCUGCUCAAGCUGUGGAAAAUGCACUGAUGGAGCAAGAUUAA